AUGUUUUAUCCGGAAAAUUCACUGAAAAAAGGGGGCAGAUUUCAUUUAUGUUGGGUGGCGGAUUCCUGGCCUGUUUGUUUUGCUUCGAUAACCCAACGCCAACUAUGGUCUCAAGAUAUAAGAAAAAUUUGCGAUGACUUAUUACAAGUUAUGACUAAUGAGUCUGGUCGCCCCUCACACCGAUUUUCGCUCCGUCUCAGCUCUCAACUCAUGCGGGGACUAGUCCGGCUGUAUCAGAAGAAAGUCAACAGCAUGAUAACUGAGUUAUGCAUGCUUAAUGCAAGAAUUAUGAAGAAUUCACAUAAAAAAUACAACAUGCAUGAUGAAGCAGAAGAAGUACAGAGACAUAUGGUGCCGAUGUUGGAACUGCCAGCUCCUGUGAGGGAACCUGUCCCGGAGCCAGAGGAAAGGGUUGAGGAAAUGAUACGGCAAAGUGGUAAUGUCGUGCCCAACAUUGAAGCCAUCACACUGAAAGAAGCCGCCAUUCCCGACUUCCAACCUCCACCGAAUGACGGCUUCGGCGAGGAGAACCCCAACCAGGCCCUGCAGCUGCUGGUCCAGGACCGCACGCUGGAGCAGAUGCUGGGCGCGCCGGGUGCGCACGGCGCGCUCGACGCCAGCGCGCCCGCGCUCGCCGCCCGCGCCGAGCCCGACCACGACCACUCCGGGCUCCACCUGGACAAGACCAUGGAACGCAUGUCCGACCAUGAGACCACUUUAUUCAGAAAAUCUACAGCGCAGGAUCUAUUGCCUGAGGAAUUUGAUAAAGGUAUGCUAUGCAAGGUGGAGCUAAUGCCCCCGACGCCCGAGCCGGAGCCGGUGGCAGCGCCUGCGCCGGCCGCACCGACCGCGCCGGCCGCGGAGCUUCCGGCGGCCGCGCAGCCCGCGCCGCAAGAGCCGGAGAUCGUCACAUUAGAGACGCUGGAAGAGGGCGAGCCGCAUGCCAAGCGCCGCAGGAAGCACAAGCUUAUCAUAGACAAGAACCAUCAGCUCUCCAAGAAGUUCCUUCGCGCGAGAAUCGAGAACAUCCAUGUCGACUUGCGCUGUGAGGUGGGUAGUCAUUCAGAGUUUUCUGAAGACAUCGUGGACCUGCGCGUGCCGGCGGAGCUGCUGCUGCACCGGCCCGCGCGCGCGCCGUGCCGCGUGGCGCGCGCGCUGCUGCGACUGUUCUCCCGGAACCUGGGCCUGGCCGCGGCCGCACACAAAGACCAGAGGGAAAUGGAGCUCGCUCUUGCUUCGCGCGCUCGACGCGCCUCCGUCCCAGUCCUCGAGCCCAUCCCCGAAGAACCACCGCAAGUGCAAGAACCGCAGGUGCAGGAGCAAGUGCUUGAACCACAAAUACCGGAGCCCCAACUGCCGGUAGAGGAGCAGACCGUUCUGAACCAGUCCACUGCGGUGCCAGACCUUAGUGCUAUAGAUGUGGAGAAGGACAUUGCCGACUUGCCGACGCAGAAGCUGGCGGCUGCGACUCAGAAGAGGGCCUCGCGGGAGGAUCUAAAUACGAGUCGAACAAAAAAGUCGAGAUGCGGAUACACAUCCUUCAGAGAGAGUCAAUCUCAAAACCUACGGGUCGAGCCAGAAAUCGUUGAAAAAGAGAACAUCCCGGAAAACUGGCAGACAAUACCGUCACGUCGUGAAGAACAGCUGAUCAUACCAGACAUAGAGAUACAACGACCGUCGGAUCCGGAACGAGUCCUGACUUCAUUGUUGCAAGAGGCGGGUCUGGCCGAUGUGCCGCAGCCCCCGCAGGAGCAGCCGCAGGAGGCGAGCAGGGCGGAGGCGGAGGAGGAGCCGCCUCGCAAGAGCCGCCGCCGCGGCAGCGAGAGCUCGGAGACCAUGCUGGGCAGUCUCGACCGCACCAAGGUGUCCCUCGGCGACUCCGACCAGACUACUGACUCUAAGAGAUUUAUUCGUGAUCAAUGGGGCACGGAGGGCACGAUGGUGAAGAUUUUGAAGAUGGUUAAAGCAGAGAUCCAGCCUCUAAACAUGAACUCGCUCAUGUCAUACGGGCCUAUGGUUCCAGGCUACAAGUGUAUUAUCGCAGCUCGAUGUUUCACUUCAAUACUGAAACUGAAACAACACGGCUUCAUAGAAGUACGUAAGGAUCCGGACACUUUGGAGAUACUCGACAUUUUUUUGGGUCCUAAAUUUAAUAUCUUUUAGUCAAAUUUUAUUUCCACUCAAAUGCAUUAAUAUUAGUUCAUUAUAAUUAUUCAGCUUGACAUUAUUAUAUUUUGUUAUUUUUAUAGCCUGUUUAUUAGGUUAAGACAUGAACUUCAUGGUACUUGUUUAUUAUUGUUGAUUUAUGUAU
Messenger RNA from Cydia fagiglandana, 2311 nucleotides. RefSeq names its product fibrous sheath CABYR-binding protein-like. Gene Ontology annotation, biological process: sister chromatid cohesion; replication-born double-strand break repair via sister chromatid exchange. The transcript has 15 exons. Gene Ontology annotation, cellular component: meiotic cohesin complex. Gene Ontology annotation, molecular function: chromatin binding; protein binding. Lineage: Eukaryota; Metazoa; Arthropoda; Insecta; Lepidoptera; Tortricidae. The record is from RefSeq and is a predicted model, not a curated record. Bases 1 to 2163 code for a protein of 720 amino acids.